Molecule: messenger RNA, 1098 nt
Organism: Striga asiatica
Lineage: Eukaryota; Viridiplantae; Streptophyta; Magnoliopsida; Lamiales; Orobanchaceae
Source: the annotation of a GenBank genome assembly
AAAAAAGACCCUACAUAUAUAAACACCAUCCCACUUCACAACACAAAAUCUUUCCUCCCAACAUCACGAUGCAGUAGCUCGCGCGCAAUCCGAUCCCUCGCCUGCUCGGCAUUGAUCGACCUCACGCCAUUCUCCGGUGCCACCUCAUCAUCGAAAACCUCGAACCUCAAAUCCGAACUAAAACCCUCCUUCCUCAUCUCGCACACGUUAUGCAAAACGCAACACGCCCCCAAAACCACCGGCAAGUCCUGCAGCUUCAUCUCGGCAGGCCCACCUCCCCUUCAGCCUCCCGAAAGCCUCCUUCGCAACUCUCUGCACUUCCCGAAUCUUGUCGUUGUACGCGUGCUGGGCCCACGUCAGGUUCGGGUGCGCGUAAGGGACAAGGACCCAGUCAGUCAGCGGGUGGCCCGAGCUCCCCACGACCCACGAGUCCUUGAGUGCUCCUCUGCCUGCUCGUUGGGAAAGUGCCGAUUUCUCGAGGAUUUGCUCGUCGGUCAUCGAGCCGGGCCAGCCGAUGCAGACGUCGGUGAAGGCUCCAGUGGGGUCCACCAAGCCCUGCACGGUGAUCGAGUAGCUCGUCUUCUGGUUGCGAUCCGUGUGCCGCUUGUUGAAGCGGCCACGUUUGUUUUAGGGGCGAUUAUUGGGAUGUGGGUGGUGUACAUGGACCCGCAGAGGGUGGGGAUGCCGGACAGCUGUUCGAAGUCACGUUUGAUUUCUGAUGACCGGUGGUCGUCCGGCCAGUGGAGGAAUUUGGGCAUGAGGACUGUGCGGAUGGCGGUGCAGACCUCGAGGACGAGUGGAGAUUCCAAGGCCGAACCGCUUGGAGACCUCCCGGAGGGCCUCGCCGGUGGCGAGCCGCCACACGCAGACCGCGACGCGCUGGCGGACGGGGAUGGCUUGCCGGAGCAUGGUGUCCUUUUUCGUGACUGUGGACUCCAGCUCGUCGCAGAUCAUGUCGAAGGUAGCUCUGCUCAUUCGGAAAUCACGCUUGAACUGCUCUUCUGGGUAAUCGGGGCUGUUCACCUGCUCCCACCACGCCUUCGACCGGCUCUUCACCCAGAGGCGGCGCUGCGCGCCGCCGGCGGCGGCGGAGUCCCC